Messenger RNA from Diprion similis, 857 nucleotides. RefSeq lists its product as uncharacterized. The transcript has 2 exons. Bases 85 to 576 code for a protein of 163 amino acids. The record is from RefSeq and is a predicted model, not a curated record. NCBI's taxonomy places the organism in Eukaryota, Metazoa, Arthropoda, Insecta, Hymenoptera, Diprionidae.
UAGUUUAUUGGCCUAAAGUAAACUGGCCUAAAAUACGUUUAACAAAAGAAGACUUGAUGCAGAAUUGAUUUGAUUCAACAGCUGAUGUCAUUAUGUUUCUGUCUAUUCCUCAGUGAUUCAGAAAAUCAUCAUCUAGACAAUAUGGAACCCUUACCUUUGAUACCAUAUAAUGAGAAUAAUAUUAUUCCAGAAAUGGGAUGUCUAGUGCGAGAAAUCUUUCAAAAUACAUUUCAAGCCAAUGCCGCAACUUGGCAAAUGUCAAUGAAUCUUUCAAAGUCAUGCCGACAAAAUUUAGAGUUGAAAGAAAUGGCUGAGCAAAUGCAGACGGAAAUGGUUCGUCAUAAAAGGAUUCACGAUGACUUAGAGUAUGCUGAAAUGCAAAUAAUGAAAUCUCAAGGAUAUCAUCUGUGCAGAGAUGAGAGGAUUAUGUCAAACGACAGAGCGAUGGAAAUAAUACGCUUGAAACGUCAUCCACUGUACAUUGAUUUACAUCCAGAUAUUGUAAAAGAAUAUCCUCUUCUGCAAUCAGAUGACCUGUUACCUGCAACUCACGAGUGUUGUACAGGUUUAUUGUAGUUUUCACAAUAUUGUACGAUACUAAGUCCAAAGUACAUGAUAAUUAAUUGAAUGAGCCUUGGUCAGCAAGGAUUUUUAUAAGUAAGACGAACCAGUACAAUAACCAAGAUUCAAUUUAUUCAGUAUAUUUUUGGCCUCUAUUUGCUUCUUCAAUGUAUUCUACAUAUUUAGAUUUGUUUAUGUUGCUUGAUUAUAGAUUUCCGCCUGCAUAAGACGGAUAGAAUCCGGAUGAAGAAAAGAUUGUACAGAAGCAGAGACUCGUUACUAGAUGAAGAAUUAUU